UGAUAGUUGCACUGUUUGCAUAGUUGACCACCCACUGAAGCCAAGACACGUGAAACUGCUGUCCACUAAAAUGGGUCUGAAAGUCACGUGGGACCCGCCCAAAGAUGCCACCGGCAGAGCCGUGGAGCAGUACAACAUUGCCUAUGGGGAGUCCCUGAAAAGUCUUAAGUACGUCAAGGUGAAUGCGGAGACAUACUCCUUCCUUAUUGAGGAUGUGGAGCCGGGGGUAGUAUACUUUGUGCUGGUUACUGCAGAAAACCACAGUGGAGUGAGCCGACCUGUUUACAGAGCUGAAAGCCCGCCCGGAGGUGAAUGGAUCAAGAUUGAUGAUUUUCCCCUUAAGGGUCCAGGACCGUUUAAUGAGACCCGCACAGAAAAGGAAGCGCCCAACAAGCCCUUGCGCGUGCGCGUCCGGUCUUCCGAGGACAGGCUGUCUGUGGCGUGGAAGGCACCUCGCCUGUCCGGAGCCAAGAGUCCACGCAGGUCUCGUGGGUUUCUUCUGGGCUAUGGAGAAAGUGGCCGGAAGAUGAAUUACGUUCCACUCACCAGAGAUGAGCGGACACACGAGAUUAAAAAGCUAGCCUCGGAGUCGGUGUAUGUGGUCUCCCUGCAGUCCAUGAACUCCCAGGGGCAGAGCCAGCCAGUCUACAGGGCUGCCCUCACCAAACGCAAGAUUGCAGAAGAGGAGGAACUUGAUGUGCCCAAAGACAUCACUGUGCGCGUCAUGUCGUCUCAGUCUGUGCUGGUGGCCUGGGUGGAUCCGAUUUUGGAAAAGCAGAAGAAAGCUGUUGCAUCCAGACAGUACACUGUGCGCUAUCGAGAAAAGGGGGAAUCAGCCAGGUGGGACUACAAGCAAAUCGCCCACCGACGUGUGUUGAUCGAAAACCUGAUUCCAGACACCGUGUACGAGUUUGCAGUCCGUAUUUCCCAGGGGGAAAGAGAGGGCAAGUGGAGCACGUCCGUCUUCCAAAGAACGCCAGAGUCGGCUCCCACCACAGCUCCCGAAAACUUGAACGUCUGGCCAGUCAGCGGCAAGCCUACCGUGGUCAAGGCAUCCUGGGACCCACUGCCCGAGACAGAGGGCCGAGUGAAAGAAUACAUUCUUUCCUACGCCCCGGCUCUCAAGCCGUUCGGAGCCAAGUCUCUCACCUACCCUGGACACACUACCUCCGCCCUGGUGGACGGUCUGCAGCCUGGGGAACGCUAUCUGUUCAAAAUCCGGGCUACCAACAGGAGAGGUCCCGGGCCGCACUCCAAAGCCUUCAUUGUCGCUAUCCCAACAACCGCUGCCAGCAAGCUGGCUGCCCAGCAGGACAGGGACAAGGCCUGGAAGUCCGAGGAGCCGCGGCCUCCCGCCUCUCCCCCGCGGACCAACGCCAAGGACCCCCUCCUCGACGUGAAGAGCAGGAUCCUGGCCGGUGGCGGGGCGCCCAGGAGCCCCAAGAAGGCCGGAGAGGCGGACCUGCAGUCCACGGAGGUCACGGACGAGGAGGAGGAGGAGGAGGACCCGCGCCCCUUCCCCGCGGAGGCCCGAGACCCGAGGCGGCGACCGGGCCCCGGGGGCCCUGCGCGGACCCCAGCCCGGGCGCGCCCGCAGGUGCAGCCCCGGAAGGAGGGCGUGGACUCGCGGGGCCCCGCCCCGCCCCCCUCCCCGCACCCCAGCGCGACCACGGACGACGAGGAUGGCGACGACGGGGCGGCCCGGGAGGGGAAGCGCGAGGAGGAGCGCGCGGCCGCUUCCCACCGCCCCAAGGCCGCCUCUCCCCGGAGCCCCCAUGCGGCCCGGCCCGCGCUGCCCCCCGGCCGCCCGGCCGCCCCCCACUUCCCCAGAGACAGGAGCCCCGCGCGCGGGCCCCGGCCUGCGCCCCACGGGCGCCCCACGCCGGAGGGGGAGGAGGAGGAGGAGGGGGAGGAGGUCCCGCCGUCCAGGCUUUCUCCACCCCGCAGGGGGUCCUCCAGCCCGCCCCCGGGGGCCGCGCUCGCCCGGGGCUGGAAGGGCGGCCCCAGCCCCCACGGGCCCGCUCGGACCCCCUCGGGCCAGGCGCGGACGGAGGCCCCCGACGGGGAGGACGCGCGCCCCGAGGACUCCAGCCCGCCCAGGAGCAAGCCCUUCCCGGCCAAGGGCAGGAUGCCGGCCGGGCCCGGCGGCGGCUGGGGCCCCCCACCCGCCCCGGGGGCCCCCCGAGUCGCCUCCGGUACCCACGGCGGCGAGCAGGACGAGAAGCCGCUGUGGGCCACCACGGCCAGCGGCCAGGCGUCCCCCUCCUCCGGGCAGCCCGUGUCGGGGGGCCGGGACCCCCUAGGGAGGAGCCCCCCGCGAGGAGCCAGCCCGCAGCCCCCCCCGGGCCCCGGUCCCCAGGAGGCUGGCCCCGGGCCGGCUCCCGGAAAGGCCGCCCCGCCUGCCCGCGCCGCCGCCCCGCACGGGGACGCGGGCCGGUCGCUCUCGCAGCCCCAGCUCGCGCUGGCCCACGCGGGGCGUCUGCACCCCACGUCCUCGGGGGGCGACGGCGGCCCCUGGGCCCCCCGGAGCCGGGGCCGGGACUCCUCCUCGGCGAGCAGCUCGGAGGACAGCAGCCGGGACGAGGAGGACGCGGCCCCGGCCCGCCCCGAGCCGCGCCCGGCGGCCGCAGGCAGCAGGGACCCCGCGCCCCGGCCGCAGCCCGGCGCCCGCGUGGCCGGCAAGGCCGCGAGCCACGCGCCGCCGUCCAAGCGUCCCCUGCCGUCCAGAUCCCAGCAGUCGGUCUCCACCGACGAGGACGAGGACGAGGAGGACCGGGACGGGCUUUGGAAGGGCGCAAGGCAGGAGCACCCCCUGGCGCCCUCCAGCCCCCGGGGGGGCGGCCCGCGCGCCGAGGGCGAGGCUGGCACCGCGCACGAGGAGGACGCCCCUCCCGGAAAGCGAGCCCCGCCUCCGGGCAGCCCCCCGAGGGCCUCCCCGUCCCCCGGCACCCCCGCCACGCCAGGCCCCCCGGCCAGCCCGCGAUCCCGGCCGCCGCCCCCCACCCGCGCCCCGGCCGGCCCGGCGUCCACCACGCCCAUGCUGUCCCUGCGCCAGCGGAUGCAGCGCCGGUUCCGCACGCCCGUCGCCCGCCCGCCCGCCAGGCUCGCCAUGGCGCAAGGUUAUAAUGGCAGACGGAAUGUGGAAGAAAAUGUCUCUUCUGGCAGUAAUGGGAAACCGAAUGGACAAAGAAUUAUCAAUGGCCCUCAAGGAACCAAGUGGGUCGUGGAUCUGGAUCGCGGGCUGGUGUUGAAUGCGGAAGGGAGAUACCUCCAAGAUUCGCAAGGCAACCCCCUUCGGGUCAGACUGGGAGGAGAUGGCCGCACUAUCGUGGAUCGGGGAGGAACCCCUGUGGUGAGUCCUGAUGGUCUCCCCCUCUUUGGGCAGGGGCGACACGGCAAACCCCUGGCUAGUGCCCAGGAGAAGCCCAUCCUGAGUCUCGGAGGGAAGCCCCUGGUGGGCUUGGAGGUCAUCAAAACGACCACCCAUCCUCCCACCACGACCAUGAGGCCUACCACAACCACAACCACAACCGCGGUGCCCACCACCACCACCACCACCACCACCACCAGCCGAAGACCCACAGCUGCCACCCGCCGCGUGUUCCCCCCACGCCGCACCACCACUACCAUGCGCCCAACAACCACACUCCGGACCACUACUCGGACAACCACCACCACCACCACCACCCCUGAACCCACCACUCCCACCCCCACCUGUCCCCCCGGGACCCUGGAGCAGCAUGACGAGGAUGGCAACUUGAUCCUGGGUGCCGAUGGGAUCCCCGAGUGCUACCCUGAAGAUGACUUCUCGGGCCUGGAGACAGACAUAAUACCUACAGAAGAGGCUUAUGUUGUGUACGAUGAAGAUUAUGAAUUUGAGACUACCCGGCCACCAGUACCAGAUACCACCACGCCCUCCACCACACCGAAUGUCAUUCACGAGGAAGGUACCAUCAGCUCUUUCCCUGAGCAAGAGUUUGAUCUGGCAGGAAAGAAGCGAUUUGUUGCUCCGUAUGUGACGUACCUAAGUAAAGAUCCCUUGGCCCCGUGCUCUCUGACGGAUGCUCUGGAUCAUUUCCAAGUGGAGAGCCUGCACGAGAUCAUUCCAAAUGAUCUAAGGAAGAACGACCUGCCUCCCCAGCAAGCUCCUCGCAACAUCACCGUGGUCGCGAUGGAAGGCUGCCACUCGUUUGUCAUCGUGGACUGGGACAAAGCCACCCCUGGGGAUGUGGUAACAGGGUACCUGGUCUACAGUGCGUCCUAUGAAGACUUCAUUAGAAACAAGUGGUCCACUCAGACUGCAUCAGUCACCCAUUUGCCCAUUGAGAACCUGAAGCCGAACACAAGAUAUUACUUUAAAGUUCAAGCCAAAAAUCCUCAUGGCUAUGGACCAGUCAGUCCUUCGGUCUCAUUCGUUACUGAAUCAGACAAUCCUCUGCUUGUGGUGAGGCCUCCAGGCGGCGAACCCAUCUGGAUUCCAUUUGCUUUCAAACACGACCCCAGCUACACAGACUGCCAUGGUCGGCAAUACGUGAAACGGACAUGGUAUAAAAAGUUUGUGGGAGUCGUUCUUUGCAAUUCACUGAGAUAUAAGAUCUACCUCAGUGACAACCUGAAAGACACAUUCUACAGCAUUGGUGACCGCUGGGGCAGGGGGGAGGACCACUGCCAAUUUGUGGAUUCACACCUUGAUGGAAGAACAGGGCCUCAGUCCUAUAUAGAAGCACUCCCCAAUAUCCAAGGAUACUAUCGCCAGUAUCGCCAGGAGCCUGUCAGCUUUGGCCACAUUGGUUUUGGAACCCCCUACUACUAUGUGGGCUGGUACGAGUGUGGGGUCUCCAUCCCAGGAAAGUGGUGAUCACUGGACUGUCCCACUGCGAGUUGGCCCACACAGCCAUGUGGACUCUUUUGCACUUGGGGCCCUAAGCAGGAGAAAGACAGUGUCCCCAGCCCUGCUGGUCCCCAUCUCAGGAGCCCACCCCGCAGAUGCUCGCUGGACAUCCCGUCAUCUUCUGUCUGGAACUCAGUCCCACUUCAUGGUCUGAACUGCAAACAAGAUUCGGUGUUGCUGAAAUGUUGCUUUUCCACAGUUUUUCUUUCCCUACAGUUGUUUGUCUGCAAUAGCAUAAUACAGAAUCAUCAGACACCCGCUGCUGAUCGGUCCUGUGUGAAGACCAGACUCCAGACCCGGAACUCCGGCAUGCGAGCAUCUUCAAGGAGCAGGAUGAGCGUGCUGGGCUUGCUUCAUUGAGCACUACCUAUGUUUCUCAUUUCCAAAUCCUCCAAAAUCAGCUGAAUUUGAGCUUCAAACUCAAUCUCUAUAUGCAGUCGAAUUAAAUUACUGAAAAUAUCAUCAAAGACGCUACAUAAUAUCAACAUUCUAUGAACUUUCUCACUGUCAGACUAAAUGCAUCAGGUUUGAUUUGUAAAUUCUCAACUUUGAUAUAUAUAUAUAUGUAUGUAUAUAUGCAUAUACAUAUCCACACUUCUCUGCAAGAAUACUGAUUAAAAGUGCUGAAUUUUUA
Messenger RNA from Perognathus longimembris pacificus (Pacific pocket mouse), 5525 nucleotides. It is a transcript of the gene Fndc1, whose product is annotated as fibronectin type III domain containing 1. NCBI's taxonomy places the organism in Eukaryota, Metazoa, Chordata, Mammalia, Rodentia, Heteromyidae. Gene Ontology annotation, molecular function: protein binding. The record is from RefSeq and is a predicted model, not a curated record.